AUGAAGCCCAACCCCACAGGCUCCUCCCCAGAGACCUGCAAAGCUGCAGGCCGCGCACCACAGCCGAAGACUCAGUCCAAACCCACUCAGGCACCCAGGCAGAAGGUUCUGGUGACAGGAGGAGGAGGCUACCUGGGCUUUAGCCUGGGUUCCAGCCUGGCUAAGAGUGGCACUUCUGUCAUCCUGCUUGAUCUACGCAGACCCCAGUGGGAACUGCCCCCAAGGACUGAGUUCAUCCAGGCUGAUGUCCGAGAUGAGGAAGCCCUGAACCGGGCCUUGGAAGGGGUGGACUGUGUCUUCCACGUGGCCUCCUAUGGAAUGUCUGGUGCUGAGAGGCUGCAAAAAGAACAGAUUGAAUCUAUAAAUGUCGGAGGCACCAAACUAUUGAUCGAUGUCUGUGUCCGCCGGAGGGUUCCAAGGCUCAUCUACACCAGCACCGUCAACGUGGCAUUCGGCGGGAAACCCAUAGAGCAGGGCCAUGAGGACUCAGUGCCAUACUUCCCCCUGGACCAGCACAUAGACCACUACUCCCGAACCAAAGCCAUCGCUGACCAGUUGACCCUCAUGGCCAACGGGACUCCUCUCCCAGGAGGGGGUAUUCUUCGGACCUGUGUGCUGCGGCCCCCAGGGAUCUACGGCCCUGAAGAGCAGAGGCACCUACCCCGAGUGGCGAGCCACAUCAAGAGGAGGCUGUUAAUGUUCCGAUUUGGGGACCGCAGGACACGGAUGAACUGGGUCCACGUUCGCAAUCUGGUGCAGGCUCACGUGCUGGCAGCAGAAGCCCUCACGGCGGCCAAGGGCUACGUGGCCAGCGGGCAGGCCUACUACAUCAAUGACGGGGAAAGCGUCAACCUCUUUGAGUGGAUGGCACCCCUGUUUGAGAAGCUGGGGUACCACCAGCCAUGGAUCCAGGUGCCUACUUCCUGGGUUUACCUGGCAGCCACCGUGAUGGAGUUCCUGCACCUGAUCCUUCGGCCCGUCUGCAGUGUACCCCCUCUGCUCACUCGCAGUGAGGUGCUCAGCGUGGCAGUGACGCACACCUUCCAGAUCGCCAAGGCCCGUGCUCAGUUGGGCUACUCUCCCGACAAGUUCAGCUUCGCCGACGCGGUGGAGCGGUACGUGCAGUCCACGACCCGGCAGCCCAGCGGCUCCACAUCGCAGACGCUCCUGCGGCUGCUGCUCGGGCUGCUGCUUCUCCUGGGCCUGCUCGGCCUCGCCCUGCAUUUCCUACGCCUGCAGCCAGUGCAGGCGGCGGGGAGGCGCCUCUGA
Molecule: messenger RNA, 1269 nt
Organism: Marmota flaviventris (yellow-bellied marmot)
Lineage: Eukaryota; Metazoa; Chordata; Mammalia; Rodentia; Sciuridae
Gene: Sdr42e2
Product: short chain dehydrogenase/reductase family 42E, member 2
Biological process (GO): steroid biosynthetic process
Molecular function (GO): oxidoreductase activity, acting on the CH-OH group of donors, NAD or NADP as acceptor
Source: RefSeq, a predicted model, not a curated record